GAGACGACAGCUCAAAACGUGGUACAGUUGGCGUUGCAGGAAUUUGGCAUGACCGACGCGCAUUCUUCCAGCCUUGAGUGGUGUCUCUGUGAGGUGUCGGUCACUCCAGAUUUUUUGAUCAAGCAAAAGAGGCUGCCAGAUCAGAUGCCAAACCUGGCCGAGCGCAUUAACCUUAACAGCAGGUAUUAUCUCAAAAACAAUAACUCUACCAUGCCACUGGUCCCUGACGAUCAGGCGGUUGAAAUCCUGAAGGAUUCGCAUGUUCAGUUUCUUGACCUGCGCUCGGUGAUCCUGGCGGCACAGCUGACGUUACAGGACUACGCGGUAUUCGCUGCCGUAGAGCCGACUGAAUACGUCGAUAACUUGUUCCGUCUGCGGUCGAAGUACGGCUACCCGAAGCUGACGCAGUUCGAGGAGCUGGUCAAUCGCGAGAUGUGGUGGGUGUCCACGGAAAUCUUGAUGGAAAAGAAUCUGAUACGUCGCGCGAAGAUAAUCAAGAAGUUCAUCAAGAUCGCAAAACAUUGUCGGGAUUUCAAGAACUUUAACAGCAUGUUCGCCAUCAUCUCCGGUUUGGACAAACCUUCUGUACGAAGGCUGCACAACACGUGGGAGAAGGUGUCGUCGAAGUCGGUGAAGGCGUUGGAAGACAUGCAGGUGCUGCUCGACCCAUCGCGGAACAUGUCCAAGUACCGGCAGCACUUGGCCGAGGCGGCGCUUGACCCUCCGGUCAUUCCGCUGUUUCCGGUGCUAAAGAAAGAUCUCACAUUCAUCCACGAGUGCAACCCGACCUGGGUAGAGGGUCUGGUGAACUUCGAGAAGCUGCGCAUGAUCGCCAAAGAGAUUCGUACCACCAACAAGUUUAGUUCGGCGCCUUAUGCGCUGAUGGUCAGGCAUGUUAAGGCAUAUUUGAACAACUUUUCGGUGGUGAGCAACGAGGCUCAGUUGGACCAAAUGUCUGCGGAGCUGGAGCCACAAAGUACCUCAAGUACGUUCGAUAUUGGCCGUGCUUUCAAUAUUGUUUAA
Messenger RNA from Soboliphyme baturini, 1023 nucleotides. The record is from the annotation of a GenBank genome assembly. NCBI's taxonomy places the organism in Eukaryota, Metazoa, Nematoda, Enoplea, Dioctophymatida, Soboliphymatidae.